Molecule: messenger RNA, 761 nt
Organism: Lethenteron reissneri (Far Eastern brook lamprey)
Lineage: Eukaryota; Metazoa; Chordata; Hyperoartia; Petromyzontiformes; Petromyzontidae
Product: peptidyl-prolyl cis-trans isomerase FKBP14-like
Molecular function (GO): calcium ion binding; peptidyl-prolyl cis-trans isomerase activity
Source: RefSeq, a predicted model, not a curated record
GUCACGCCUUGUGCCACGCACGCCGCCCCGGCUGACGAUCGCCCGCGCUCCCCGCUCGCCUCUCGCGCCCCGAGCUUGCGAUGAACCCGGCUCGCUCUCCGCCGCCGCUACUGCUGCUGCCCCUGCUGCUGCUGCCCCUGCUGCUGCCCCUGCUGCUCCUGCUGCUGGAGCCGCGACCCACGGCAGCCGCCAAGAUCCCCGAGGCGGAGGUGAAGGUGGAGGUGACGCACCGGCCAUUCCUGUGCCACCGCAAGAGCAAGCGAGGCGACCUCGUGGCGCUGUCCUACCGCGGCUUCCUCGAGAACGGGACCCGCUUCCACUCCACUGACGAGCACAACAAUGGCCACCCGGUGUGGGUGACGCUGGGGGUGGGCGAGGUGAUCCGGGGCUGGGACCGCGGCCUCGUGGGCAUGUGUGUGGGCGAGAAGCGGCGCCUCACCGUGCCGCCCACCCUCGCCUACGGCAAGGAGGGCAAGGGUGAGGGGCCCCCGGACGCGACGCUCAUCUUCGACAUGGAGCUGCACGAGAUCCGGAACGGCCCCCGCUCCCACGAGUCCUUCCAGGAGAUGGACCUCGACGACGACUGGAAGCUGUCGCGCAUCGAGGUGGAGGAGUACCUCCGCAAGGAGUUCUCCAAGUCCGGUGUGAACCACAACGAGUCGUACCAGGGCCUCGUCGAAGACAUCUUCACCAAGGAGGACGAGGAUGAGGACGGCUUCAUAUCAGCUCGCGAGUUCACCUACCGGCACGACGAGCUGUGA